CAGUGGGAUCAGCAGCCGAGCAGUGUCUCAACCAAACAAAAAGUAGGAGUGCCGAAGGAAGCCCUGUGAUUGGUGGAGGAGGCACUGAGCAGAUUGACACGGAUUAAAGGGUGGGUGGCACAUGCAUGGCCAUAAUAAACUGCUUUAUCUACUGAGAGAAGCCCGUUGUAUCAACAGAUCGUAGGAAUUGCUGUUGCAAGCUCCACCAACAUGGUCGUUCCAGGGCCUCAGGAACCAGGAGAGAAUGUUUACAAUCCACCUAAUGGCCUGUUUACGGAUGCAUACGUGCCAGACUUUGAUGCCUAUCUUUCUCUGUACAAAAAGUCUAUAGAGGAACCCGAAGAAUUUUGGGGGGAUGUUGCACAAGAGUUUUUCUGGAAGAAGCCUCCGUCGGGACAGAUGUUGCAGUACAACUUUGACGUUACUAAGGGGAACGUCAACGUGAAGUUCAUGGAGGGUGCAAGAACAAACAUCUGCUACAAUGUUCUUGACCGAAAUGUUCACGACAGGAACCUCGGAGACAAAGUGGCAUACUACUGGGAAGGUAACUCACCUGAUCAUCAUCUUACCAUCACCUACAGUCAGCUGUUGAGACAGGUGUGCAGAUGUGCUAAUGCUCUAAAGCUGUUGGGUAUAAAGAAAGGGGACAGGGUGGCCAUCUACCUUCCCAUGAUUCCAGAGCUGGUGUACACAAUGCUGGCCUGCGCUAGAAUUGGGGCGGUUCACUCGAUUGUGUUUGCAGGUUUCUCCUCUGAGUCUCUGUGUGAGAGGAUCAUGGACGCUCAGUGCAGUAUUUUACUGACAGCAGACGGCGUUUACAGAGGUGAUAAACUGAUCAAUCUGAAGAAGAUAGCAGAUGAAGCUCUGGAGCGCUGUAAGGGAAGCAUGUCUGUUCAGAAAUGUGUGGUUGUGAAACAUAUUGCUUUCAUCACAAACAAUGACACUUCCAACAAACUACAGACCUCAUGGGAUGCAGAGUGUGACAUCUGGUGGGAUGAUCUUCUGGACGGUGUGUUGGAUGAAUGUGAACCUGAGUGGAUGGACUCUGAAGAUCCUCUUUUCAUACUUUACACCAGCGGAUCAACCGGCAAACCCAAGGCUGUCGUACACACUAUCACUGGUUAUAUGCUCUAUACAGCAUUGACAUUUAAGUACGUGUUUGAUUAUCACCAUGACGACGUGUACUGGUGCACUGCAGACAUUGGCUGGAUCACAGGCCACUCCUACAUCACAUACGGCCCGUUAGCCAAUGGAGCAACCAGUGUUCUCUUUGAAGGUGUACCGGUUUACCCUCAUGUGGGCAGAUUCUGGGAGAUCAUUGAGAAAUAUGGAGUGUCUAAAUUCUACACAGCACCAACAGCUAUCAGACUGCUGAUGAAAUAUGGACGAGAACCACUGCAGCGGUAUGAUCUGUCCAGUUUGCGUGUGUUGGGUACGGUUGGAGAACCCAUAAACCCAGAGGCUUGGCUCUGGUAUCACGAUGUUGUGGGACAGCAACGGUGUCCAGUUAUCGACACCUUCUGGCAAACAGAGACGGGUGGACAUGUUUUGACUCCACUGCCAGCAGCUACACCACUGAAGCCGGGAUCUGCCACGUUCCCAUUUUUCGGAGUUCAGCCUGCUAUUCUGAAUGAGCAUGGAGAAGAGUUAGAAGGAGAGGCGGAGGGAUACCUGGUUUUCCGGAAGCCCUGGCCGGGAAUCAUGAGGGGUGUUUAUGGCAACCAGGAACGCUUUGAAAACACAUACUUCAGAAAAUUCCCAGGAUUCUAUGUGACAGGAGAUGGCUGCAGACGGGAUAAAGAUGGAUAUUACUGGAUCACUGGAAGAAUCGAUGACAUGCUGAAUGUCUCUGGUCAUCUGUUGAGUACGGCGGAGGUUGAAGGGGCUCUGACAGAACACCCGGCUGUCGCUGAGGCGGCGGUGGUCAGUUGUCCUCAUGUGGUUAAGGGAGAGUGUCUGUACUGUUUCGUUAUGCUGAAGGACCACAAAGAGUUCAACCGCAAGCUCAUGGAGGAGCUGAAGAGGAAAGUGAGGGAGAAGAUCGGACCAAUAGCCACCCCAGAUUUCAUCCAGAACGCACCUGGCCUGCCCAAAACACGCUCGGGUAAGAUCAUGCGGCGAGUUUUGAGGCAGAUCGCCCGCAACGAGAAGGACCUGGGUGACCUCUCGACCCUGGCUGACCCGAAGGUCGUGGAGGUGCUGUUCAGUCAGAGAUGUGAAGCAGCUGCGUGAGGAGAGGACAGUGUCAUAUAUUCACAAAGCUCCUGUGUGAGCUCACCUGAGGUUAUAGACUUUGGGUUUGAGCUUCUCUCUGGCCAUAAUACACCUGAAAUGGUGCUGAUGACAAACUAGUGAAUGAAAACCCACCCUGAAAUUGUCUAUAGCACACUAAAUGUCUCACGGUUAUUGUAAGGUAAUCAUAUUUUUUUAUUGUUUCAUUCCUGUCAGGGGAUAAAUUCUGUUAAUGUUUGUUCAUGUUCUAUAUGAAGAAUGGUCUGAUUUCACGUAUGUACAUCACUGACAUUGACAAGCAAAAUAACUGCACAUUACCACUUUAUCUACUGUAGCAUAUCAAAAGAGUUCAACAACAAUACGAAGACCAGUUGUUUAUUUUGUUUAUGUUACCAAAAGUGUUCAAAAAUAAACAUAUAUUAUACAGUA
This is a messenger RNA of Triplophysa dalaica, 2661 nucleotides long. RefSeq names its product acyl-CoA synthetase short chain family member 2 like (gene acss2l). The record is from RefSeq and is a predicted model, not a curated record. The coding region runs from base 211 to 2232 and encodes 673 amino acids. The transcript has 18 exons. Lineage: Eukaryota; Metazoa; Chordata; Actinopteri; Cypriniformes; Nemacheilidae. Gene Ontology annotation, molecular function: AMP binding; acetyl-CoA synthetase activity.